This is a messenger RNA of Sciurus carolinensis (gray squirrel), 2767 nucleotides long. RefSeq names its product serine/threonine kinase like domain containing 1 (gene Stkld1). Gene Ontology annotation, biological process: protein phosphorylation. The record is from RefSeq and is a predicted model, not a curated record. Lineage: Eukaryota; Metazoa; Chordata; Mammalia; Rodentia; Sciuridae. Gene Ontology annotation, molecular function: ATP binding; protein serine/threonine kinase activity. The transcript has 19 exons. The coding region runs from base 367 to 2634 and encodes 755 amino acids.
UCCUCGCCCUCUACUCUCGUGGCUCCGCCCCUUGCUCCGAUCACGCCCACUGUCCACAACCUUCGCCCACCGCUCUUUGGGCCCUCCCCUCGUGCUCGAGGCCCCGCCUCCUCGCUCUAGUCCUCCGCUCCUUUAAGAGGCCGGUAGCCCAGGGCGCGCCGCCAGGGGACGUUUGGGUGCCCAGGGUCAGGAAGACACACCCAGGUUGAGGGUCGCCUCGGGGGUGGGGGCGAGGUGCGGGGGGAUGGGCACUGGAGCCGACACAGCGGAGCACCUUCCUUCGAGGGUCCGGCUGCCCGCGCUGACUCCAGGCGAGGACAUCGGCGGCCAACGGAGAGAGUGAGCUGGAGUUCCGUUCGAGCUACCAUGGAAAAAUACCAGAUUUUGUACGAGCUGUCUCCGGGGACCUUAGGAGUAAACCUGGUGGUGGAAGAACUGGCCACUGAAGCCAAGCUCGUGAUAAAGCAGGUGGAGUGCCUCGAUGAGCAUCAGGCCAACGAGGCCCUGGAGGAGAAUUCACAUGGGGUGAAACGUGUUUCCUCCCUCACGCUCAUGCCUCUGCUGAAGCUUCAGCACACCCACAUCUCACUGUACCGGGAGCUGUUCAUCACGUGGAACAGUGAGGUCUCCUCUCUGUCCCUCUGUCUGGUGAUGGAGUACAGCCAGGGCAGCCUCCAGAAGGUCAUUCAGAGUAAGAGGGAGAAACAGGCAGUCAUGGAUCCAGAGUGGGUGCAGGAGAUACUGGGCCAGGUGUUGGAUGCUCUGGAGUACCUGCACGGGCUGAACAUCAUCCACAGGAAUCUCAAGCCUUCUAACAUCAGCCUGGUCAGUAAGAACCACUGCAGACUUCAGGACCUGAGCGCCAACUCGCUUAUGACCCACAGAGCCAAGUGGAGUGUCCGUGCAGAGGAAGACCCCUUUCAGAAGUCCUGGAUGGCGCCUGAAGCCCUUGACUUCACCUUCAGCCAGAUGUCUGACGUCUGGUCCCUGGGCUGCAUCAUGCUCGACAUGGCCAGCUGCUCCUUCCUGGAUGCAACAGAAGCCAUGCACCUGCGGAAGUCCCUCCGCCAGAGCUCUAGUGGCCUGAAGGCUGUCCUGAAGACCAUGGAGGAGAAACAGAUCCCAGAUGUGGAAACCUUCUCUUCCCUUCUACCCUUGAUGCUGCAGAUCAGUCCCUCAGAUAGAAUAACAAUCAGGGCUGUGGUUCAUAUGACCUUCGUGAGCGGCUCCUUCAAGUCCUCAUGCGUGGCCAUGACCCUGCACCAGCAGGUGGUGCCUGAGCUCAUCACCAGCAUGCUGUUAGAAGGCAACGUCGCUAGCAUCUUAGAGGCCAUGGAGAAAUUCCCCAGCCGUCCUGAAGUUCAGCUCAAGGCCAUAAAGAGGCUUUUGCAGAUACCUGAGAAUCAGCUAGGGCUGCCAUGGCCCAUGGAGCUGGUGGAGUUGGUGGUCAACAUCAUGAAGCAGCACGAGAGGAUCCUGGAUCUGCAGCUGUGCGCCUGCUCCCUGCUACUGCGCGUCCUGGGCCAAGUGCUGGUGCAGGAUGCAGAAGCCCAGGUGCCAUGGGACAGCUCCAUGAUCUCCACCCUGCUAAGCAUCAUGCGGAGUCACUCUGACUCGGAUCAGCUCAUCAUCCAAGGCUACAGCCUGCUCACCAUCAUCUCCAGCCAGGAGAUGGCUUCAGAGGAGCUACAGAAGCCUGGGCUGUUUGAGCUCAUCCUGGAGCACCUGGACAGAUUCUCCAAGGACAGGGACAUCUGCCUCAGUGCCUUGGGCCUGCUCUGGUCCCUCCUGGUGGAUGUUGCCAUUGUGAACAAAGCCCCUGUGGUGAAGAUCACGGCCCUAGUCAUGCAGGUGCUAGACACCCACCCCGCAGAUGCAGAAAUGGCAGAGGCAGGCUGUGCGGUGCUCUGGCUGCUGUCCUUGCUGGGCUGCAUGAGUGAGUGGCAGUUUGAGAAGGCGGUGAUGUUGUUCCUGCAAAGCAUCCGGCUGAGCCAGGAGAGAGUCCUGCUGGUGAACAAUGCCUACCGGGGACUGGCCAGCCUCGCCAAGGUGUCAGAGCUGGCAGCCUUCCACAUGGUGGUGCCACAGGAGGGCGGCAGUGGCCUCAAUCUCCUGCAGGAGACCUACCAGCUGCACAAGGAUGACCCUGAGGUGGUGGAGAACCUCUGCAUGUUGCUGGCCCACCUUACCUUCUACAGUGAGGACCCCCUUGCCUUACCUGGAAGCGAUGAUUGGGGGCCCUACUCCCAGCCGUGGCUGAAGGGGAGGGAAGGAGCCCAACAGAGAUGGCGCCAAACUUCCCCUGGCACCCCUGCACCAAGCACUGCUGCAGCCCAGGAUGACACAAGGACCUCAGAACCCAGGGCCGCACUCUGCCCAUGCCAGACUAAGUGGCACUGGGACCUGCUUUGUCCUCUGGCUGGCUGGGCUCUGGCCCUCAGUACCAUUUUUCUGCUCCAUCACAGAGGAAAUCCUGCCAGAGCUGGAGUCCAACGGCAUCAGGGCUCUGGUCCAGGAGAUCCAGGGGCGUUUCACCUCCAGCCUGGAGCUGGUCUCUUACGCAGAGAAAGUGUUCCUGAGCCUGGAGGCCGCACUGCCCAGCCCGCAGGAGAGGGAGUUGCUUGGAGCUGCUGAAGGGGAGGCAGCUGCCCCCGAGGUCCCCAUCCUCCUGGAAGGCCAACCACAUCUACCCUGAAGCGCCCGUCUUCCUGUCCUGGGUGCGGGGGGGGAGGAGGGCCACAGGGACCAUAUAUGCAUCUCCCUCUAU